UGUACACACAAAGACAGUCAGCAUAAUCCAGUCUGAUAUUAUAACUUUCAAUAUGAACAGUAAAAAGAAAUAGAAUAGAGCAAUAGUGGCGGGCUAUCCAACCUUCUCCACGGUUGUCGACAUUUUGGCGGUUUUAUACGAGUUUCACCCCUCGCACACGGUACAAAAAAAGAAAAGAGACUAUGCAAGACAAAAGAAAGAAAAUCAAGGAAAUCUAAUAUUGUAGGAUUUCCGCCCUAGCGAUCGAAACCCUUUUCCAACGGUGUCGUGGUGAGAAACCUGAACGAAAACGCUCGCGGUAUGUCAGUCGCAAUGGUGGAGAUACAAUCUUUGAAAUUGUGGCCGCCACUUCAUUUGUCCGUUUGCUUCGUCACAUGGCGGGGAGGUUGCCUCAGGCAUGAAAUGUUCAGGCAUCCAAUCCACGCUUAUCGGCGAUUGUGGCAAGAGCUUUUCCUUCCGCCGGGAUCGGGGUUCAUCCCACAUAUCCACCACCAUCACGCAAUUCUUAACGUUCAGAUACAUUGGCUGGUGACUCGUAUUCUUAGUGGCUGCAAUGGAUGCUGUUUGAGUUACUAUUCUUGUUUGCGUCCAAUUCAUAAGUUCAUUCUGUCCAUUGAAGGACACCUACACAUUCCUUCUGCACUCUGUCUUUACCACCACCCUCUAUCUAUACUUCCUUCCGAAUCCUCCGAUAACCGAAAAUAUCUAUAUCAUACAACACCGAACCAAGGAAAAGCACGAAAGCAUUGUUUUUCAUAAGAGACCAAAGAUACAUAACCAGCAUGCCAUACAUCAACACAGACACCCCCUCCAAACCUUAUUUUUCUUCCAAAAAUGGCUUCGAGAACCU
Messenger RNA from Aspergillus piperis CBS 112811, 850 nucleotides. RefSeq lists its product as uncharacterized. The transcript has a single exon. NCBI's taxonomy places the organism in Eukaryota, Fungi, Ascomycota, Eurotiomycetes, Eurotiales, Aspergillaceae. The record is from RefSeq and is a predicted model, not a curated record. The coding region runs from base 301 to 759 and encodes 152 amino acids.